Molecule: messenger RNA, 1052 nt
Organism: Calliphora vicina (urban bluebottle blowfly)
Lineage: Eukaryota; Metazoa; Arthropoda; Insecta; Diptera; Calliphoridae
Gene: knon
Product: knotted onions
Exons: 2
Coding region: 33-578 (181 amino acids)
Biological process (GO): proton motive force-driven ATP synthesis
Molecular function (GO): proton-transporting ATP synthase activity, rotational mechanism
Source: RefSeq, a predicted model, not a curated record
UACAAACAAAAUAUAUUUUCUAAAUAUAAUAUAUGGCCGCCAAAAAAUUAACCACUAUUAAUUUGGCAGAAUUACUAAAACGAGUACCACCAAAUCAAAUGAAACAAUUUGAGACAUUUCGCAACAAAACAUUAGAGUAUCAUAAAAAAGUACAUCAACAUCCCGACAAAUUACCAACCAUUGAUUGGGAAUACUAUCGCAAUAACGUUCGUGAAGAUCACAUAAAAACGGUAGAACAAUUUCAAAUAAAAUACGAGGAAUUGAGUCAUGUUUUUGCUUCAAGACACGAGGUCUUGGAUUAUGGCAAAUACUAUGUAGAAUUGGAAAAACUAAACAACGAAGUACAAGAGGAGGUAAAGAAAUUUAUUGAGGACUCAGUUAGUCGAGUGCAAAUCUAUCAAGAUGAAAUACGACGUAUUAAGUGUUUGAAAUAUGAAAAUAUGACAUUGGAACAAUUUGUUGAAGAGCGUGAAGAUAUUGCAAAGUUUAUACCGGGACAAGGUAAAGCUUUAUUCUGGCCUCAUAAUGCAGAAGAACAGCUUGGAGAAGGUGGUAGGGAGCAGGUUGCAGAAGAAUAAGAAAUGUGAUCAUCUCCUCAUCAAAACAUAUCGUUCAUCUAAUGCAACAGCAUUAGAACGAAUAAUUUUUACUCUAACGGAAAUUUGACGAAUAUGUUCACCCUUAUUCUACUUGGCGUCGUCGACAUCGUUGUCAAUAUUGAGUCAAAAAAUGGUAGAUGUUACGCCGAUAUCGAAAACAAUUGGUAACUUUUGACAGCGUUUUGUACUUUAACCCGACUUAUAAAAGUAUAAAAUUCUGUCAAAAGUUACCAAUUGUUAUCGAUUUCGGAGAAACACAUACCAUUUUUUGACUCAAUAUUUGCGACGAUGUCGACGACGCCAAAUAGAAUAAGGGUGAAUAUUUUAUAUAAUUUUUAUUGAAAGGCACUGGCAUUGAAAAUCGCUUUAAUCAAAACAAUAUUUAUAAGUUCUGAUUGUCUUGUCUGCGAUAUGAAUUGCCAUUUGCAUAGACUUUAUUAUCCAGCGAUCAUU